AUGGCAUUUCAGCGCAGCAUCUUUGAUCUCCUCCAGGCCUCCAUAGAAAAAAUAACUCAUUGCACGGCCUUCGAAGAGCUCUGUUUCAUGGACGAUAACUCGGCAGUGGAUACGGUGGGUAACCGGGUUGAGGUGGAGGAGGUGCAGCUCGAACAGUCAUUCAGUUCGGCGAUCGAACAGAACUUGAAAACACUGAACGCCGUAUCCAAGUUAGAUGAAGUCACUCAAUGGAAGUCACUGAUGACUCUGGGAGUAACUGGCGCUGCUACGGAUGGCGUGGAAGAAGUAGCCCUUAAUAAAGCAGCUUUGAGUGAAAGUUGUACCAUAACAUCGUGUCACAGCGGCGUAGAGGAUCUUGCCAGUGGAGACUCCAUGUUGCAGUUGUGCUUGUCAUUCCAGUCGUCAUUCUUGGUCAUACAGGUGCACCCUGAAAUAAAGACCCUGUUUGGGUAUGACACAAGGACAAAAUGGAUGAUCCUAGUGGCCUGGCUGGUCCAAAUGUCCUCACUGUGGAUUGUGAAGGACCUCACUGGCCUACCUUUAUUUCUUAUGGCAUAUUGUUUCAAUGGUGUCAUAAACCAUUCUUUUACACUAGCCAUUCAUGAGAUAUCUCACAACCUGGCUUUUGGUGCAAGCAGACCUUGGGCCAACAACAUGCUGGGGAUCUUUGUGAACCUUCCCCUAGGAGUUCCUGUUUUUGGAUCUUUUAAAAAGUAUCACAGAGAGCAUCACAAGUAUCUUAGUGUAGAUGGAGUGGACACUGAUUUGCCAACAGCUUUGGAAGGAUGGCUCUUCAACAGAACUUGGACAAAGAUCCUAUGGCUCUUCCUGCAACCCUUAUUUUAUGCCUUCAGACCAAUGGCAGUGUACCCAAGAAGUUUCACUGCUGUGGAGGCUGUUAAUGUACUGUGCACUGUGGCAUUUGAUGCCUUGGUUGUACAAAUAUUUGGGUGGAAGUGUUUAUUUUUCCUGAUUGGAUCUUCAUUGCUGACCAUGGGACUGCAUCCAAUGGGUGCUCACUUCAUCUCUGAGCAUUACAUGUUCAAUAAAGGUUUUGAGACCUAUUCCUACUAUGGACCCUUCAACUACAUCAUGUGGAAUGUUGGGUAUCACAAUGAACACCAUGACUUCCCAAAUAUUCCAUUCACCAGAUUGCCAGAGGUAAAAUUUCAAUGUCCAGCUCUUCUCUUUUUGGUUCAAACUUAUUUGGAAUUUUUACAGUUGAGGAAAAUGGCUCCAGAGUUCUAUGAGAACCUACCAACACAUGAUUCAAUGGGUCGCAUUCUUUUUGACUGGAUAUUUGACCCAAAUAUUGGACCUUACACUAGGCUCAAGAGGAAGCAACUUGGCUUUGUCAACUGGUCUACUGAUCCUAAGCUC
Molecule: messenger RNA, 1380 nt
Organism: Notodromas monacha
Lineage: Eukaryota; Metazoa; Arthropoda; Ostracoda; Podocopida; Cyprididae
Source: the annotation of a GenBank genome assembly